ACAUGGUGGUGGACAUUAGAAUAUUGUUCACUUUGUGAUGCAGAUUAGUUUUUUGCCAGCUCUUUGUCUUCGUGCGUAGCUGUUGUCUCUCUAAUCUGACUUGAUAGAACUCAGCCUCUAUUGUAAUUUUCUGUCGGAGAUCGUUUGGAUCUCCUCAAAGAAUGUGGCUCAUCGAUCUAUUCUGACGGUUUGGAAAUUUACCGUUGUCAUGGUACACUGAAGCUGCGGAUGAACUGAGCUGUCUGGGAAAGAGCAAUAUCGCAAAAUACCUCGAUUCCUCGAUGUUGCUGGUAUAAAGAAACGGCAAUUUCGCAAUGGCUGACGAUCUGUGAGCUUAUUUCAUUGAAUGGUUGCCAAGUGAGGUUCUCUUUAAGUCGUGAUCAACCAAAAGUUUUGAAACAGUCGAGUGGUGGUUUUCUUAGCGAAAUCAUUGGUUUUAACCAGCUGUUCUUUACAAGACUUAAUGAAUCCCUUAAUGCUUUUAUAUCAACCAUUGAGAACUGAUUUUUAUGUACUCUUCAGUAAGUUGUAUUUACAUAGACAAUGAACUCCUCCCGUCAAACAAUAACUCAAUAUUUCGACGUUUAAAUGUAUUUUUAAAGAUUGAUUACUACUUAUUCUGUUUGUGCCCAUUGGAGUUUCGUUUACUGGCAUUUUGUGGUAUCCAAAAGCUGUCUCCAAAGGGUAAAAACCUUUGAAAAGAAGCAGGCUAACAUUUUUCAACAAUGUCACGAAUGAGGACUGGUUUGAGGGCAACAGUGCCUACAAGACAUUCUCCAACUAAAUUCCCCCCAGUUAGCAAUGGUUUGAGGUCAAGUUCUUUACCAGGGAGUGCCAGCAGGAGAGAUCCAGAAUGGGCAAGUGAUAUGAUAAGGGGGGUUCAGUUAAAAACAGCAUCUAAGACACCUUUGGUAGCUGCAAAUUCUCCUCGAAAGACUCCAGCAGGCCUUGAGGAGGUUAAAACAACUACCUCACUAAAGCAGCAUGAAGAAAGGAUGUUUUCCAGUUCUCAACAAAGUAUGCGGGAAAGUGCCAAAGAUAAAGAAAUUGAGAAGCUGAAGUUAAAAAUCUUAUCUCUUCAAAAGCUCAUUGAGCAGCUUCGCACUGAAAUUAAGGAGAAAACCAACAAAAUGACAGAAUUGGAGGAGAAGCUCAAAGCACAGGAGGCUGAGUUUGAAGAAAAGAUCAACAAAAUAAGAGCCAUUAUCAGUGAAAAAGAGAAAGAACUAGAUAAGAAGACAAAAGUUAUAAAAAGCAAAGAUUUAGAAAUAAAUGAACUGAAGGACAGCUUUGAGAAAGAAAAGGAAGGGAUUACAAAACAGUUUGAACUUGAAUUGAAUGAGUUAAAAGAGCAACAUCUUAGGGAGCUAACUGAGCGUGACGGAAAAAUGAAAGUCCUAAAGAUGCAUAUGGCUGAUGCUCUAAAGGAUAAUUCCAGGGAGAGGCAAGUACAGCUUGAAGAACUCACAAAGGAGCUUAAAAGAGUAACAGAAGAAACUGAUGUUUUGAAAUCCAAAUUGCAGACAAUGAAAUCAUCAAAUCAGGGCAAGUGUCCAAACUGUUUUGUGAUGGAGAAACAGCUCCAAUCAAAAAUUCUUGAACUAAGAGACAAAGAAGUUGUAACCAUUGAGAUGCAGCAGUUGUGUGCAAAAAUGGAACAGCAACUUGUGCAACAGGACCAACUUUUGCGUCAGUGGGCAAAAAAUAAAGGAAAGCCAGUCAGGUGAUAGAAGAGGGUGCACAUAUCUGAUGUAGAUACAGUUGGUGACCACUUAGAAAAUUUGACUGCCCAAAAAAAUAUGAAUCCCCAUGCAACAACUUUUUAUUUAAUUUAGCUAUGUAGAAUAUUAGGUGUGUAAUAUAAAAGCUCUUUAUAACAAUAGAAUUAAAGUAUUUUGAGAUUAUAACCCUGUCUAGUACCUGUCUAAGACUUGGAAAGGUUGGAAACUGGCUGUCACUUGAAAGGCGCAAUGUGGACAUAAAUUGGGUAGGUUUCCUACUUAAUUUCAGCCUGUUAACAGCUAGUGGUUUCAAGAAGUCUUUGAAACUAACAGUACAGCUUUGUCUGGACCUAUCUCUUUCAUAAUUUUUCAUCAAAAUCCAACAAAUCUACCACCCACAAUACAUGCAGAAUGCCUUAAUCUCUUUUUCCAAUGGAUUUUGUCCUUUCUUUAAAGAUAAGCUGUCAACUUACUUUAUGAUAUUUAUACUCUGGAGAGAUGAUUCCUGAGUGAAGAGUGAGGAAAGGGUUUUAUUUUAAAUUAUUGUAAAAAUACAGAAAGAAGGACAGACCAAAUAAGGAUAGUGUUUAAAAGAAAAGUAUCUCAAGAUGGUUAUUCCUUACCAUCCUUGAGUUAUGGGGUGGUUUUUUAUAUGCAUAUAUUUAUUGGCAAAAUAAUGCAUUGAAUUUCUUGAAGCAGUGAUAAAAUCAGUAGGAUUAAUGGGACUAAGAUGGAGCCUUCCUGAAGACAGACAAUAUGUCUGAUACAUUAGCUGUAGACAAAGCUUGAUCCUCGUUGUAUAAAAGAGAUCAGUUAUUUUCAUUGUUAUUAGAAACAUCUUAAAUUGAGGUGCUCUGAGAGUUUUAGGGUUGGUGUUAAUGAUAGUUCAGGAAUAAGAUCAGUGUAAAAUAUUCUCCAUGAGUGGCAAUAAAAUACAGAUUUUUGUUUG
Molecule: messenger RNA, 2670 nt
Organism: Stylophora pistillata
Lineage: Eukaryota; Metazoa; Cnidaria; Anthozoa; Scleractinia; Pocilloporidae
Source: RefSeq, a predicted model, not a curated record